UCAACGCCGGGACGAGCCACGAUGAAGGUGUUUCAGCUAAUACGGUUCCUGGCUUUGGUCGUUUCUUCUGGAUGGGCUGCUAAGCUGCCCCUGGGUAUCCCUGGCGCGCCUGCCCCUAGUCAAAAAGUUGCUCUGAAAUUCCCUGGAUCAGCUGAACCUUCAGGCCUGUAUCAGACACCAGCUGAAUCACUCGAAACUCAUCCAGUAGAUUCAACUAAAAUCGAAAGUCUCGGUGAAAUAACUCAAACGUCUAUCAAGACCUCAAGUAUUGUUGAAACUCCUGUCGAAUCUGUUCAAGGUCCGGCAAAUCUUCCUGCAUUGGAAGCUUCAUCCGAUGUAGUUCAGGUCCCUGUUGAACCUUCAGCUAUUUAUGGAGCUCCAAGCGAAUCAUUGCCAGGUUCUGCUCAUAUUUCAACUGAUUCGGAUGUUCAGGAUCAAGCAACUUCAAUCUUUGCAGACUCUACAAUUGAGCACAAAACUGAAGGUGAAUUAGUUUCCAUCUCCGUUGUUCCUUCAGUUCCGGUUGAGACACCCAGCGAGCUAGUUCCGCUUUCUACAGAAUUUGGUACUCCAGAUCAGGGAGUACAAGGUGCUGUUGUACCCUCGAGUCUGGAUGAAGCGCCCAGUAAAAUAGGAGGACCCACUACUCAUCAUGAGGCUUCGGUUCAGACAAUUUCAAGCUCUAUUUUACCCUCAGAUAUUCAUAUUCUGGAAACUCCACUUCAGCCUCAUGUAGAACAUGAUAUUCCACUUGAUGUAGCUACAGGCACUGCUGAGCAUUCAAGUCCAGACGGAUUUCCAAGCAAAGUUGAGUCAUCAGAUCAACACUCUGCAUCAAAAGAAACCUCUUUAGACGUGAUACCAGUUGAAACAGAGACAGGCAGUAUUGAACAUUCAAGUUCAGACGGGUUUUCAAGCAUAGUUGAGUCAUCAGAUCAACACUCUGCAUCAAAAGAAACCUCUUUAGACGUGAUACCAGUUGAAACAGAGACAGGCAGUAUUGAACAUUCAAGUUCAGACGGGUUUUCAAGCAUAGUUGAGUCUUCAGAUCAACACUCUGCAUCAAAAGAAACCUCUUUAGACGUGAUACCAGUUGAAACAGAGACAGGCAGUAUUGAACAUUCAAGUCCAGACGAAAUUCCAAGCAAAGUUGAGUCUUCAGAUCAACACUCUGCAUCAAAGGAAACUACUUUAGAUGCGAUACCAGUUGAAAAAGAUACAGUCAGUGUUGAGUCUUCAAGCCAAUUUGAAACACCUAUCAAAGUUGAAUCAUCUGACCAAUCCUCCAUUUUACACGAAGCUUCCUCAGGUGUAUUAUCAGAAGAUGUUGGUUCGUCUACCGGCCUUGAAAUACACGGUGAAGAACUUCCAAGUUCUGUGCAGCCUUCUUCGGAAAGCAAUGCAUUUUCUGGAUCCUCUGAACAUUCAACGUUACACGAGACUCCUGAAGUGUCAGUUGCAUCCCCAAGCGUACCUGCAGGUCUUUAUGAAGCUCCAGUUUCACCGUCAGCAUCUUUAGAUAAGCCGUCUACCUUACAAGAGAUUCCUAAGAAACCAAUUAUAUUUCCUGAUACCUUCCAGACCUCAGUUCAACCAGUCCCAGUUCUCGCCGAGCCUUCUACUUUACAGGAAACACCUGAACCAUUGGCCCAGGUACCUGCAGGUCUUUACCAAGCGCCCAGGAAAACAGGAAAACCAUGAAUUUCAACGGUGUAAUUUGUCCGAAACCCGUUGGCUGGAUAUUAGUUAUCUUACAUAGUGCCAGCAGCCCAUCACCAAAACAAAGGUGAUAGGCUACUGGGUGCUGGCGGGAUUUCGAUGUGUGGGAAUAAAACACGGACUUUCUCGGUCGGAAAUAGUCCUUAAUUUGAGUGGUUUUCAUAUAUGAUUUUUUGAGGCUAUGACUCGUGACGCUCAUCAUUCACUUCAGCCCGAACGGUAAACACCCUUAAAUCACUAUAAUUAAAACAUUAACGUUUUCUAGGCCUCGAUAUGUAUAAACCAAAAAUAUAUAAUCAAAUGAUUUAUAUUUGAGAAAAA
Molecule: messenger RNA, 2040 nt
Organism: Procambarus clarkii (red swamp crayfish)
Lineage: Eukaryota; Metazoa; Arthropoda; Malacostraca; Decapoda; Cambaridae
Source: RefSeq, a predicted model, not a curated record